AUGCCCGGUCGCCUUGAAGGAAAGGUCGCUCUUGUGUCCGGAUCCACGCAAGGUUUCGGACGUGGCAUCCUCGAAACAUUCAUCCGCGAAGGGGCCGUUGUCCUAGGAUUGGACCUCCAGGCCAGCGAUGGUUCUGUGUCAGGCUAUCCAGAGCACCAAGCUUAUCAAAUCCAGGCCAAUGUUGCUGAGGAGGAUAGCUGGAAGAAAGCGCUUGCAACAUCGAUAGCCAAGUUCGGCAAAGCACCAUCGAUCGUGGUCCACAACGCCGGAUGGUCCUAUCCGAACAAGUCGGGUCUUGAUGUUACCGUGGAAGAAUUCGAUCGUCUCUUCAAUGUCAAUGUUCGAAGUAUCUAUCUCGCAUCAAAGGUUUUUAUACCUGAAAUGAAAAAGAAUGGCCCUGGAUCUACCGUUGUUAUUUCCAGUGAGAAUGCCAUCCGACCUGGUGCUACUCAAACUUGGUACAACGCUACUAAGGCUGGUGUAUCAUCAGCUACUAAGUCUAUGGCUCUGGAAUUUGCCAGAGAUCAGCUGCGGUUCAACACUAUCUGUCCGACCUCAGGAAACACCCCGCUCCUGAACAAGUUUGCCGGUAUUGCGGACGGACCCGUACCAGCCGAUAUCAUCAAAGCAAAAUGCGAAUCUAUUCCAAUCGGUCGCCUCGUUGAGCCAUCGGAUGUUGCGAAUGUUGCUCUUUUCCUUGCAGAGCCCGCCAGCUCAAUCAUCAGUGGCAUCGAAGUUCUUGUCGAUGGAGCACGCUGUGUUUAA
Molecule: messenger RNA, 765 nt
Organism: Penicillium angulare
Lineage: Eukaryota; Fungi; Ascomycota; Eurotiomycetes; Eurotiales; Aspergillaceae
Exons: 2
Coding region: 1-765 (254 amino acids)
Source: RefSeq, a predicted model, not a curated record